AAUUCCUCCUCCGAAGCUCCCUCUCCCAAUCGCGAAUUCUCCAGCUCCAGCUCUGAUUCCGACUCCGACUUCGCUGCGUAUCCGAAGUACGAUUCGUACGGAGACGGCGGAGGAAGAGUAGCAGGAGGAGGAGGAGAGUUUGCGCCGGUGGCAAGGUCGUGGAUAACGUCGUCGCCGCCGCAGCCGAGGUCUUCGUCGGCGUGGGACUUUUUGAAUUUCUUCGACGCGACUCCGUACGAGCGGUACGAUUUCGUCGAGAAGGAGAAGGGAGAGGAAGGACCGAGCAAAAAUCAGGUCAAGGAAGUGAAAUCGAGUCGGAAUCGCCCGGAUCCGACUCGGAAGGAAGCAAAAUCGACUGCCGGGAAGAAGAAUCGGCCGGAGCCGGAGGGGAAGACCAAUGUUGAAGCAGAGAAGAAAAAGAAGGAUUGUUGUCCGAAACACGGCAAUUCUGUCGACGAGAAGGUCGAAUCCGGAGAGGAAAAGAAGGAAAGUGCGGCGAAGUUGAUGAAA
Molecule: messenger RNA, 510 nt
Organism: Linum tenue
Lineage: Eukaryota; Viridiplantae; Streptophyta; Magnoliopsida; Malpighiales; Linaceae
Source: the annotation of a GenBank genome assembly